Molecule: messenger RNA, 3576 nt
Organism: Dicrocoelium dendriticum
Lineage: Eukaryota; Metazoa; Platyhelminthes; Trematoda; Plagiorchiida; Dicrocoeliidae
Source: the annotation of a GenBank genome assembly
AUGCCUAACUUUUGUGUUUCUGAAUCUCAUCCGGUCUGCACUCCGACCCACAAUACCGGAGGCAAACUCAAAAGUGCUCUUAAAUACCAGCCUCAGAAGGAAUGUGGAAAAGAUUCCACCGAAAUCAACCCAUCGUUUCAAGGUGCAAAAAUGAACCUUCUACGUGAAUUGUUCCUUUCACAUGACUCCCGAUCAGCGUUCUAUCAAACGUUUCUCAUCAGUCUCAAGCAGGCGAUGAAAUCAGUGCGUCUUGGUGAAGCCUCCAUGAGGUUGUCACUGUUUAAUGACGGCGAUACAUUGCACAACGCUGAUUCACUUGAUCACCUAGGAAGUCGCACCAGUCUUCUCUUGCAACCACCUGCUUUUGCAACCUCGGUGCAAGGUCCUCUCUUCGGUAUUCCUGGAUGUAGUAUCGGGGAUGAAAGUGUUGAAGAACCAUCACCCACAUGGAGUCGCCAAUUCCAUUCUAGCUUUACUGUACACGGCGUGAUGACUUCGUGGGUGGGCGCUGUGUGUACAGGGGCCGGGUUGCCUUGGCCUACCAUUCGUGUCAGUGAGUCCGUCUCCAGCUUUGUUUCCCUGGUCGUUUCCGCCGUGAUACCUGGUCUUUUAAGCCUACUGGAUUCUGACCUCCAGCCCUCUAUUGACCAUGUGUCCUCAUCAAACGAGACAUCUGGAGCAGUCCAUUUUACCAUGUUUGAUUCAAAUCAGCCGUCUGAGGAACAACCCCACACUGCAUCUGGUUCCGAAGACCCUCACAUCCCAGUGCCUGACAGACCAGAAGACCGUCCGAUGAAGUACUACUUCCAACCUCUAGUGACAAGUAUCUUACGCACAUUGGUACAAUUUCUGCGCGGUGGCGCAUCCCACGCCGAGUUCGAUGGGGUCCUCGUGCAAAUACAAGAAGUGGUCGCUGGCGCUGAGGAUGACUUGAGUGGUGUAACAAGUGUCGCUGGGUGCAUUUCCAGUUGUCUGCUGCUCCGUUCCUUGUGUCACCUUUUGACCCAAUUGUUUAGGGACCGCUUCAGCGUAUCGGUCUAUGAAGAUGUGGAGACCCUGGACAAAACAGCGAACAACAAUUUUGCCACUCUGGCGGCCGAACUUGUUAAACACUACUAUUCGGCUAUUUGUGUUCUGAGCGAAAAUGUGGUCGAUCUAUCCAUUGUGCAUGGGGACCAACUUGUUUCCGAGAUCGCUCUUUACACAUACAACGGUGUAGACCUCGAUCCUCCUGCUGUUCGCUUUAGCAAGUUUCUUCGCAACCUGUGGAAAGUGGUCUCUCAAACCUGCCCCUCCGGAUUGGCUCGUCAAAUACUGGCACAAGUCUCGGCCAAAUGCCUGAGCUAUGCGGUGCAGCUGUUCACCUUACCGGACUUUCUCGAGUCGACCACAGAUGCCGAUCGACUGAAAACAGAUCUCCUCAUUCUACUCGACACUGCUACAUUUUGCCUGUUCGCCUGUUCGGAGACCACCGCGGAGGUGAUUGGGGACGGACUUAUGUCUGGAGAUAUCAGCCUUCUGCAUUGGUCGGCGACGUUGCUCGCCCAAACUCUGAUUUGUCGCUUUAUGCCGAAUGAUGUCUGGGACAGAGUUCAUGGUGAUGGAUUUUACGAGAACCUGGUCAAAGAUGGAAGACCAUUUGCUUAUGCUUCCUCCAACUGGCUUUGCUUUGCUCGACCCAGCUUGUUCACAGACGUACCGAUAUCUCUCGUUCGAGAACGGGGCCAGCAAACCGAGCUGGAAAUCGAAUGGGAGUUGUUUGAGCAUGGCGCUCAUUUCGACCCCAUUCGGUUGUUGAGUUUGCUUACAUCUUGGGAUGCUAAAUUGAGUGUGGAUAUCUUGACUGCCCCUCAGUUGCAUGCGUUCCAUGAUCUGACCGAGGAAAGUGACACAGCUGUCCGGAUUUUCUUCGCCAUCUUCCGUAUUUGUUCGCUAAUCCCCGAGUUGGAUUCGUUUCAUUCCACCGUGCUGCUUACGGUAUACUCCAACUCCAUCCAAGGAGCUACUCAGCCAUCGACAAUUGACGCAGACUCAGCGGAUCUCACCGCACUGGAUCAUUGGCCCGUUUGGUUCCGAGCGCUACUCAAAUUACUUGAUCAACAACCAAUCAACAAGCUCUGGGAAUCGUUCCACUCACUGGUCCAGAGACAUGUAUUCUCCGACGAGUUUUUCUCUGAGACUUGUUUGCUUCUUACGGAAGGCCAGUCUCCCGCAUUUCUCUUGUCGCAUCAUCAGCCGAAGCGCUGUUCCUGCUGGAACACAAUGUUCCCAUCUGGUCAGUUGCCCUGUGGUUGUGAAAUCCCAAUGCCACCUCGUCUGGAUCAAAUUUCACGCCUCCUCCGCCGCUCUGAUGAUGACACUGAUACAGCCGCAGAUCAACCGACGUUGUCUAAACAACAACAAGCGCGCCAAUUGAAGUUGCAUCGAGAACGGACAAUCGGAUCCUACGCUUUUUAUUAUUCCCAAGGUGGUCACUUGUUAUGCGCUUGGCAAGAGCUUGCAUGUGACCUGAUCCGGUCUAUCAUCAUUGCUCUAUCAACUGGCCUACUUCUGGCAUUGUCAUCUCUUGAGAAAGUGCUCAUGGAUGCCCAAGCGCACUCGUCUGCAUCACCUCGUUUGCAAGGGGGAUGUCUAAGCACACAUCUGCUACUCGCCGCAUUGCUGAAUCGGAUUCGCAACGCUGCACGCCAAGAAUCAAUGACGAGUAUACAACUGCUUCAACACCUUGUCCUGUGGGAAUACCUGUGCGGCCUGAUCGAGGCGUCGGACAGAGAAGAAGCGGACGAUGAAGUCGCCGAUUGCAAAAAACGCAUGUUGUCAUAUCUGGAAGACUUACCCAACUCUUUGAAUGAAUCCCCAGAACCAGCCGACUCAACCUUCGCUGGCAGACGAUUCAAGUUGGGUCAAUACGUCAGAACAGUACAAGAUCAUGCGCUCCCAGAUCUGUGCUUUUUGCACAAGUUCUUCAAAGCCAACGUCCCUUGGAUUCGAAGUCUAAUUAACCGCUGGCGUGCCACUGAGUCUACUACUGGCGCUGAGAUCGGACCGAAGCUGCGUGACCUCGACUUGGUUGCAGAUGACAGCGAUGUUCCCUACUCUUCUGCUGCAUCUUAUCAAGAACUGAACUGGGAGCACCUCAGUUUGGUCAAUAUUGGCCUCACGAAAGACACUGUUCGAAAACUUAGAGACAAUCAACCUGACUCAUCAUCCGAACGAUCCUCUUUGGAGACUUAGUGUCCUGUUACUUUUUCUUCGGAUUGAAUCGUUUAAGCAAUUAACACUCUCAUCUCGUCGUACUUUUGUUUUCGUCUUUCGAUAUCAUUUCAGUGAAGCGGCGCGCUCGACGCGCGUACUCUGUCUGCGUUUAUGAAUAAAUUGCGUUACUGACAUUUUGAUAGUAGUCUGAAUUAUUGACAACAAAUGGUAAUCUAUCAUGAAUACUACCUAGCUUGCUAUCUCCUGCUCACUGCCGUUGCGAUGUAUCAGUAGUCAUCAAACCAUGCACCACACGAGUGUACAUUUUUUUCGUCAAUACAUGGUUUCCUAUGCUUAACUAACUCGUGUCAAUCUACCCGU